GCUCAGAGCGAGUCGUCGUCACGAACAGAGGAGCGCUGCAGGUACAAACUGAAAUUAUGUUUGCCAGAGAGCCAUCGCUUCGUUAACUCUCUGUCUCUCGCAGCGCCACAGAGCGGACAGAGGAACGGACAAAAUCCGUGAAGCAUCAUGGGAGGUGGCAGAUGGACGAGCUGGCCGUGGGAGGAGAAGAGCCUGUGAUGCACCAUGGAGCAGAGCUUCAGUUUGCAUAUGCUGAAGAAGCUAGCUGCUGAACCAGAUUACACCGACGUUUCCCUGCCAGCAGUAGAACGCGUCCGAGCCCUUGGAAAGAUGGGGUGUAGUGUAGACAUCAAUGAAGACAUUGACCCACGCAGAUAUUUCCGCUCCGGCGUGGAGAUGGAGCGCAUGGCAGCAGUUUACCUGGAGGAGGGCAGUCUGGAGAAUGCAUACGUCCUCUACAACAAGUUCAUCACGCUGUUUGUUGAGAAGCUGCCAACUCACAGAGACUAUCAUCAGUGCAGCAUCCCAGAGAAACAGCUGAUCAUGAAGAAACUUCAGGACGUGGCCUUUCCUCGUAAAGACGAGCUCAAGAAACGUCUUGAGGACAAAUACAGCAGAGAACACAGCCAGUACCUCAGAACGCAGAACCAGACUGUGGUGGUGGAUGGGUGUGGCCAGCAGCUCCAGCACCUCUCCCUAUUGGAUGAGGACAGGAGGCGGUUCUUGUUGUUGGAGGAGGAGAGACAGCGUGUUGCCGCUCUCCACCGCAUGCAGAUCGAGUCCCAACAAUUUCGCUACUUUGAGGACCAGCUCCGACGUCAGGAACUGGCCAAUAGGAGAGUAGAGGGGGCGGAGCAAAAGGUGAACCUCAAAGUGUCUGAGGUGACGGACGGCUGCUGUCUGUCUGCUCAGCCAAUCAGAACCAGCAUACAAUCCCCGGGGGAGGAUCCAAACAGGAACAAACCACAUUCUUCCCUCAGCCAAUCAGCUGCUACAUUGGCUGGCGUGCACACGGAGCGUGUGCCGGGUUUGAGGAAAGUCGUGAUUCCUCGCGAUCUGACUCACCGCUUCCUCCUGCUGGCCAACCUCAACACUGCCAGAGGAAUAGAAACCUGUGGUGUUCUGUGUGGAAGACUGACGCACAAUGAGUUCUUGUUGACUCACGUUGUGGUUCCAAAGCAGUCAGCCGGUCCAGAUUUCUGUGACAUGGAGAAUGUGGAGGAGCUUUUCAGCUUCCAGGAUCAGCAGAACCUGCUGACGCUGGGCUGGAUCCAUACUCAUCCCACUCAGACGGCUUUCCUGUCCAGCGUUGAUCUGCACACUCACUGUUCUUAUCAGCUGAUGCUGCCAGAGGCUGUCGCUGUCGUCUGUGCACCCAAACACAAUGACACCGGUGUGUUCAGGUUGACAUCCCCGGGGAUGUUGGAGGUUUCUGGCUGCAGACUUAAAGGUUUUCAUCCUCACUCCAAAGAUCCACCGCUGUUCACGGUGUGUAAACAUGUGGAGGUGAGAGACUCCAGGGUCAUCCUGCUGGACCUCAGGUGACAGACAGGGGGCGCUGUCUGUUUGAAGGCUAAGCUUCUUGUGCGUGUGUUUGACGUAAUGUUUGUUACACUUUUUUCAAAUUGCUGUGUGUUUGGGAUUUUUUGAACAUUUUGAAGAGUUCUCAGUGAUUAGUCAAUGAUGCCCUGACAAUUUCUUCUUUGUGUACAAAGAAAAGGUUUGUGGCUUGUGAAAAGCUGCUGACACUGAAGUAUUUCACACAUCCUGAUGGCAGAAAGGAGACAUUUUUUAAACUUCAAACAACUGAAAUCAGAAUUUCAAAAUGCUGAAAAUUCUGUAAUAGCGACAUCUAGUGGGCACCAAUUGGACAGCAGGCUGCUGUUGUGACAAAGUUCCUUCAAUU
Thalassophryne amazonica is the source of this 1885-nucleotide messenger RNA. RefSeq names its product STAM binding protein-like 1 (gene stambpl1). NCBI's taxonomy places the organism in Eukaryota, Metazoa, Chordata, Actinopteri, Batrachoidiformes, Batrachoididae. The record is from RefSeq and is a predicted model, not a curated record. Gene Ontology annotation, biological process: protein K63-linked deubiquitination. Gene Ontology annotation, molecular function: protein binding; K63-linked deubiquitinase activity; metal-dependent deubiquitinase activity. The transcript has 12 exons. Gene Ontology annotation, cellular component: endosome; membrane. The coding region runs from base 205 to 1524 and encodes 439 amino acids.